Racocetra fulgida is the source of this 432-nucleotide messenger RNA. The record is from the annotation of a GenBank genome assembly. Lineage: Eukaryota; Fungi; Glomeromycota; Glomeromycetes; Diversisporales; Gigasporaceae.
CAACAACGUGCCGAAUAUAAAGAGGCAUUUACACUAUUUGAUAAAGAUAAAGAUGGAGUUAUUACAAUUCAUGAACUUAAGAGUGUUAUGAAGUCUCUUGGUCAAACUCCCACCGAAGCCGAGUUACAAGAGAUGAUGAACGAUGUUGAUAUCGAUAAGAAUGGUACAAUUGACUUUAAUGAAUUCCUAAGUAUGAUGGCUCGUAAGGUUGAUGAUGCUGAUAAUGAGGAAGAAAUGAGAGCAGCCUUCAAGGUUUUUGAUAAAGAUAACAACGGGUUCAUUUCUAAAUCUGAGUUGAGAGACUUAAUGUGCAAUCUUGGAGAAAAUCUUACGCAAGGGGAGAUUGAUGAAAUGUUCCGUGAAGCCGAUGUUGAUGGUGACGGACAAAUCAAUUAUGAAGAAUUCGUCAAGAUAAUGGGGGAUACUAAAUAA